Linum tenue is the source of this 228-nucleotide messenger RNA. Lineage: Eukaryota; Viridiplantae; Streptophyta; Magnoliopsida; Malpighiales; Linaceae. The record is from the annotation of a GenBank genome assembly.
GAAUCUAAACUCUCUGUGAUUGCUUCCAGAUGUGGUGCAAGCUUUGAAGUUGAGAUAGUCACCGACCAAUUCGAGGGGAAGAGGCUGCUCGAGAGGCAUAGAUUGGUGAACACAGCCUUAGCAGAGGAGAUGAAGGAGAUUCAUGCUCUCUCCAUCAAGAAAGCCGCCACCCCUGAACAGUGGAAACAGCAGCAAGAGCCGGAGAAACCCACGUCCGCAGCUGCCUGA